Calidris pugnax (ruff) is the source of this 1260-nucleotide messenger RNA. RefSeq names its product ras association domain-containing protein 8-like. The coding region runs from base 1 to 1260 and encodes 419 amino acids. Lineage: Eukaryota; Metazoa; Chordata; Aves; Charadriiformes; Scolopacidae. Gene Ontology annotation, biological process: signal transduction. The transcript has 4 exons. The record is from RefSeq and is a predicted model, not a curated record.
AUGGAGCUCAAAGUAUGGGUAGAUGGAGUCCAGAGAAUUGUCUGCGGGGUCACCGAAGUCACAACGUGCCAGGAAGUUGUGAUAGCCCUUGCUCAGGCUAUUGGUCGCACCGGCAGGUACACGCUGAUCGAGAAAUGGCGGGACACGGGGCGGCCCCUGGCGCCGCACGAAAACCCCAUCGUGUCGCUGAACAAGUGGGGACGGCACGCCAGCGACGUGCAGCUCAUCCUGCACCGCACCGGGCCUGCCCGGAGCGAGCGGCCCACUUCGGACAGCGUGGCUCACAUCCUCGAGAGGACUCUGCACCGGCAAAGCUUGCCUCCCCUGGCCAGGCUGAGGCCUCCCGGUGACAAAUCCAUGAAGAGGAGGGAGCCGAAAAGGAGAUCCCUCAGCUUCUCCGGGGGGGCCAAAUGGUUAAGGGACAUCUUCAGGAAAAGCAAAGAAUCCGAGUGCAAGCAAAAGGUGCGCAACAACUGUAAAACAACGGCGGAUGAGCUGAAGAAAUUGAUCCACCUCCAGACGGAGAAACUUCAGUGCAUUGAGAAACAGCUGGAGUCCAACGAGGCUGAGAUCCGCUACUGGGAACGAAAGUGUAACUCCAGCCUGGAAGAAGAGAUCCUCAAGCUAGAGCAGAAGAUCAAAAGGAACCAAGUGGAGAUUGAAGAGGAAGAGUUCUGGGAAAACGAGCUGCAGAUGGAACAGGAGAAGGAAAAACAGCUGAAGGAGCAGCUGCAGGAGAUGAGGCAGAGGAUCUUGGAGUGGGAGAGCAAGCUGAAGGACUGUCUGUCUCAGAUCCACAACGUGGAGAGCCGCCUUGAAGCAGAGAAGUUGCAGCGGGAAGUUCAAGAGUCCCAAGUGAAUGAAGAAGAGGUCAAGGAAAAGAUCGAGAAGGUGAAGGCUGAAAUAGAUAUUCAGGGCCAGCAGAGUCUGAGACUGGAAAAUGGCGUUAAAGCUGUGGAAAGGUCUUUGGGCCAAGCUACCAAACGGUUACAGGACAGGGAACGAGAACUGGAGCAACUGACAAAGGAGUUGCAACAGGUCAAUCUCCACCAGUUGGUCCAUCAAACAGGAGCGAAGGUGACGGUGCUGCCAGCAGAGCCCGUGGAGGUGGAGGCCCCGCACGUGGAGCUGGAGAGGGAGCCAACGUUUCAGUCUGGGUCACUGAAGCGCCCUGGUUCAUCGAGGCAACUCCCCAGGAACCUGCGGAUCCUACAGAACCCCCUGUCGUCUGGUUUUGACCCAGAACGCGUUUAUGUGUGA